GCGGCGGAGUGUGCGUGGCUUUCGGAACGCGGCGGGCUGCAACGCCGCGGAGUGGGUCCCGGAACCGGCCGCGGUCAGGAGCAGCGAUGUCUGUGCAGGUGGCAGCCCCCGGAAGCGUGGGGCUGGGCCCCGAGCACCUGAGCCCUGAGGAGCUGGUGCGGCAGACGCGACAGGUAGUGCAGGGGCUGGAGGCCCUCCGUGCAGAGCACCGUGGCCUGGCCGGGCACCUGGAGGAGGCCCUGGCAGGACAGGACCCAGUCACCGGCUUGGAGCUGCUGGAGGAAAAGCAGCAGGUGGUGAGCCACGCGCUGGAAGCCAUCGAGCUGGGGCUGGGCGAGGCCCAGGUGCUGUUGGCCCUGUCGGCGCACGUGGGCGCCCUGGAGGCUGAGAAGCAGCGGCUGCGGGCGCAGGCCCGGCGGCUGGCCCAGGAGAACGUGUGGCUGCGGGAGGAGCUGGAGGAGGCACAGCGGCGGCUGCGGGCCAGCGAGGAGGCCGUGGCCCAGCUCGAGGAGGAGAAGAGCCACCUGGAGUUCCUGGGGCAGCUGCGGCAGUACGACCCACCUGCGGAGAACCAGCAGCCCGAGGUGCCCCCUCGCCGAGACAGCCUGGCCUCCCUGUUCCCCAGCGAGGAGGAGGAAAGGAAAGGCCCUGAGGCCAUGGGGGCCGCAGCAGCUCAACAGGGCGGCUACGAGAUCCCCGCCCGCCUCCGGACCCUGCACAACCUCGUGAUCCAGUACGCGGGGCAGGGCCGCUAUGAGGUGGCCGUGCCGCUGUGCCGCCAGGCCUUAGAGGACCUGGAGCGGAGCUCAGGCCACUGCCACCCUGACGUGGCCACCAUGCUCAACAUCCUGGCCCUGGUGUACCGGGACCAGAACAAGUACAAAGAAGCCACAGACCUUCUGCAUGACGCGCUGCAGAUCCGGGAGCAGACACUGGGCCCCGAGCACCCGGCGGUGGCUGCCACCCUCAACAACCUGGCGGUCCUCUAUGGGAAGCGCGGGCGGUACCGGGAGGCGGAGCCCCUGUGCCAGCGAGCCCUGGAGAUCCGUGAGAAGGUCCUGGGUGCCGACCAUCCGGAUGUGGCCAAGCAGCUCAACAACCUGGCCCUGCUCUGCCAGAACCAGGGCAAGUUCGAGGAGAUGGAGCGGCACUAUGCUCGGGCCCUGAGCAUUUACGAGGCCCUGGGCGGGCCCAAUGACCCAAACGUGGCUAAGACCAAGAACAACCUGGCCUCAGCCUACCUGAAACAGAACAAGUACCAGCAAGCGGAGGAGCUGUACAAAGAAAUCCUCAGCAGGGAGGACCUGCCCGCCCCUCUCGGAGCCCCCAACACAGGCGCAGCUGGUGAUGCAAGACAACAGACCCUUCGUCGGAGCAGCUCGUUCUCCAAGUUCCGUGAGUCCAUCCGGCGUGGGAGUGAGAAGCUGGUCUCCCGUCUCAGAGGCGAGGGGGCAGCGGGCGCAGCCGGGAUGAAGAGAGCCAUGUCACUCAGCACACUGCACGUGGAUGGCGCACAGGCUCCGGGGACCCAGCCCCUCCACCGGCACCUGAGUGAGGUCUCUCGGACCCUCAGCACCAGCACCCAGGACCUGGGCCCCCGCUAAAGUCAACAGGACCACGUGGCUGCGGCUUCCCCGGGAGAGGAGGAGACGGCGGGCAGAGAGGCCUUCCGUCUCCUGCCGGGCUCCCACCUCUGGGACAGCUGGUGGAUUGGGCUGCCUCCCCUCCUGCAAUUCCCCUCCUGCGAUUAA
Molecule: messenger RNA, 1751 nt
Organism: Pteronotus mesoamericanus
Lineage: Eukaryota; Metazoa; Chordata; Mammalia; Chiroptera; Mormoopidae
Gene: KLC3
Product: kinesin light chain 3
Exons: 13
Coding region: 87-1604 (505 amino acids)
Biological process (GO): microtubule-based movement
Cellular component (GO): kinesin complex; cytoplasm
Molecular function (GO): kinesin binding
Source: RefSeq, a predicted model, not a curated record